Molecule: messenger RNA, 1916 nt
Organism: Sardina pilchardus (European sardine)
Lineage: Eukaryota; Metazoa; Chordata; Actinopteri; Clupeiformes; Clupeidae
Gene: chek1
Product: checkpoint kinase 1
Exons: 13
Coding region: 204-1568 (454 amino acids)
Biological process (GO): protein phosphorylation; DNA damage checkpoint signaling
Cellular component (GO): cytoplasm
Molecular function (GO): ATP binding; protein serine/threonine kinase activity
Source: RefSeq, a predicted model, not a curated record
AGAAGCGGAAAGUGCUACACAAACUACGCGGCAAAACUUCUGACUAUUUAAAUAUUAUAAGAGUAAAGUUGGUUGUUUUCCAGAUCCCUCAACCAGACGUUGUAAGGGACUUUGUGGUAUCGUAAAGGAAAGAGUGCUGUCACUUCUGUAAUUCGCAAUUUCAGGAACUGAAACUUCCUGAACUUCUCAUUGCUGUUACGAUCAUGGCAGUGCCCUUCGUCCAAGACUGGGAUGUAGUGCAGGAUCUUGGAGAGGGGGCAUAUGGAGUGGUGCGAUUACUGAUGAACAGAAAGACUGACGAGGCUGUAGCUGUGAAAGUCCUUGACACCCAAACUAACUCAGACUGUCUUGAAGUUGUGAAGAAGGAAGUUUGCAUCCACAAGAUGUUGACGCAUAUAAACAUAGUGCGUUUCUUUGGACACAGAAACGAGUCUAAUUUACAGUACAUAUUUCUAGAGUAUUGCAGCGGCGGGGCGCUCUUUGAUCGCAUCGAGCCAGACAUUGGAAUGCCAGAGAAAGAUGCCCAUCGUUUUUUCCAGGAGUUGAUCGCAGGAGUGGAAUACCUCCAUGGACUAGGAAUCACACAUCGCGAUAUCAAACCAGAAAACUUAUUGUUAGAUGAUAAAGAUACUUUAAAGAUUGCAGACUUUGGGCUAGCAACAGUCUUCCGUCAUCGAGGCCGAGAGAGGUUGCUUGGGCGGGCAUGUGGCAGUCUGCCCUACAUUGCCCCAGAGGUCAUGUCACGGUCACAAUUCAAAGCCCAACCCGCCGACACAUGGUCAUGUGGCAUCGUUCUCACUACUAUGUUAACAGGAGAGUUACCAUGGGAUCAGCCAACUGAUAACUGUCAGGAGUAUGCAGAUUGGCUUCAGACAAAGACCUACCUCAACCCAUGGAAGAAAAUUGAUGCCAUGCCACUGUGCCUCCUCACUAAAAUCCUGCUCCAUGACCCUAAAAAGAGAAUUGCAAUCGCUGAAGUUAAGAAACACCCCUGGAUUUGUAAGAAGUUCCGAUCAGGAAUCAAUCAGUCACCCAACAAAAUGCUGGAUUCUGGACGCCGUCUUGGACGGACCAACAGUGACGACCGGACUCAGAUCUCCAGCUCACAGCCGGAGCCCCAGGAUCUGUGGGAGCUCACUGGGCCGGUUAGCUACACUGAUGGGACCAUGGUCAGCUUCUCCCAGCCAGUCUGCCCAGACCACAUGCUGCUUGGAAGCCAGCUGCUUGGAACACCUGGAGCGAGCCAGAAUCCCUGGCAGCGUCUGAUUCGGAGGAUGACCAGGAUCACUACUGCACUGUCUGCUGAGGAGGCGAGCGAGGAUCUCAAAGCUGUCUGUAUAUCACUGGGGCACACAUGGAAACACACAUGCACCAAUCAGGUGACCAUCAGCACAAAUGACCGUCGCAACAACAAGCUAAUCUACAAGGUUUAUUUCCUGGAUGUGGAUGAAGGAACCCUAAUCGAUUUCAGACUUUCAAGGGGUGAUGGACUAGAGUUCAAGAGAUACUUUGUGAAGAUCAAAGAGAAGUUUUCCCACAUUCAGAAGCAGAAGGUCGCUGUUUGCUGAUGAAGGAUGAGCAUGUUGGAGGCUGUUUGCUGUUUCAUUUUGUAUCAUGACCAAAACCCAGCACACAUUCAGUCAAUUAUGUCAAAUACAAAAAAACAUGUUUACAAUGUUAAUAGUUUAUUAGUUACACCCAGAAGACCAUGUGAAAUAAAAACUCAAGACAAAAUAUUGUUGAAGUGUGAGUGGAAAGUGUUAGAUAGUUAUUUUUUCCUAUACUGUAUCGAUAUCUUUGGUAUUGUAUUUAAUAUGUAAACUUUUUAUGUGUUGUGUUCUUAUCUGUUCUCUUGCGUGUGGCCUACACUUUAAGUUUGUCUGUUUGUGGAGUUGCACGCUAAUAAACUUAAUGGA